GCGUUCUUAAAGGGGCCGCCGCCCACCCACGGCUCCGGCCAGGUUCUCCGCUCCCAGCGCCGGGGGUCCCGGCGGCCGCAUGAGCCGCGCGCGUGGGGCGCUGUGCCGGGCCUGCCUCGCGCUGGCCGCGGCCCUGGCCGCGCUGCUGUUACUGCCACUGCCGCUGCCGCUGCCCCGCGCGCCCGCCCCGGCCCGGACCCCCGCCCCGGCCCCGCGCGCGCCCCCGUCCCGGCCCGCUGCCCCCAGCCUGCGGCCUGACGACGUCUUCAUCGCCGUCAAGACCACCCGGAAGAACCACGGGCCGCGCCUGCGGCUGCUGCUGCGCACCUGGAUCUCCCGGGCCCGCCAGCAGACGUUUAUCUUCACCGACGGGGACGACCCUGAGCUCGAGCUCCAGGGCGGCUCCCGAGGCCCGGGGAGGCCCCGACGCUGCCCAGGUCACGCGGCCUGCGGAGGGCCCACCCUGCCAGCCAAGCUCUGCUCCCCACCAGCCUCUCACACUAGCCGCUUCCCGGGGCGUGGGGCUAGUGCCACGUCCCCUGAAGAAGCACCAGCAGGGAAUCCGCCCUCCAGGCCAGGCGGCCGUGUCAUCAACACCAACUGCUCCGCGGUGCGCACCCGUCAGGCCCUCUGCUGCAAGAUGUCCGUGGAGUAUGACAAGUUCAUUGAGUCUGGGCGCAAGUGGUUUUGCCACGUGGAUGAUGACAAUUAUGUGAACGCCAGGAGCCUCCUGCACCUGCUCUCCAGCUUCUCACCCAGCCAGGACGUCUACCUGGGGCGGCCCAGCCUGGACCACCCCAUCGAGGCCACCGAGAGGGUCCAGGGUGGCAGAACUGUGACCACGGUCAAGUUCUGGUUUGCUACUGGUGGGGCCGGGUUCUGCCUCAGCAGAGGCCUUGCCCUCAAGAUGAGCCCAUGGGCCAGCCUGGGCAGCUUCAUGAGCACAGCUGAGCAGGUGCGGCUGCCGGAUGACUGCACAGUGGGCUACAUCGUGGAGGGGCUCCUGGGCGCCCGCCUGCUGCACAGCACCCUCUUCCACUCUCACCUGGAGAACCUGCAGAGGCUGCCGCCCGACACCCUGCUCCAGCAGGUUACCUUGAGCUAUGGGGGUCCUGAGAACCCACAUAACGUGGUGAACGUGGCUGGAGGCUUCAGCCUGCAUCAGGACCCCACACGGUUUAAGUCUAUCCACUGCCUUCUCUACCCAGACACGGACUGGUGUCCCAGGCAGAAACAGGGUGCCCCAACGUCUCGGUGACACCAACCACCCCUGACCCAGGGCUGCCUGGCUCUGUCCCAGGUGCGGGGAACCAGAGCCCCCUGUGGGUUCAGUGGGCUCCCUCAGGUGCCACGGCCACACCAGUGAGAUGCAGGCACCUGGCAGACCCUCUGGCUAGCCUGCAGCCCCCCUCUCCCAGCCCCUGGUGGGCUGCGGUGAUGGGUGUUUUGGGAGAACGAAGACAGCCAGGCUGAUGGCCAGGGCCAUGGUGCCCCUCCCCCCGACCCAGCCGCAAGGUUGAUCCCACGGGAACAGGCUUCCACCCCAGCACUUGAGCACCUGGGAGGGAGCUGCCUUCCGGGCUCCAUUACCUGUUGCUGAAGGCGGGUGCUAGGCUGGCUAGGUGCCAAGGAGCAGGCUCCAGGCCAAGGUCCUGGCCCAGCCAUGGCCAUUGCAAGGGCUCAGCCUGGCAGGCUUUGUGGGGGACGCCGCCCUCUCUGCCGCAGGCUGGGUGCACGGCCGGGCACCACAGUGGGACUCAAGCCCGGGAAGGUCAUGCUCUCGGCCAGAGCUUUGCUCCCAGUCCAGGCGCCUCAUUCGGAGGCCUCUUGACUGGGACCACAGAGAUGUUUUCUCCACUCUGACUUGUGGCUCAGGACUACUUUCUGGGUCGUGCUCCUGCCCCACUGUGCCUGGCCCCAUAAACAACAGGAGCCUGUUGUUCCGCUGACCUGCCCAUCCCAGCAGACCCACCUCCCCGCCUGGUGCCUUCCACGGAGGGAAAUGGGACAGGGGCCGUCAUCUCCCCUCUGCCUCCUGCUUUGCUGUUGCCGAGCACGAGUAAAGCCUCUGUUCUUACUUCA
This is a messenger RNA of Pan troglodytes (chimpanzee), 2082 nucleotides long. It is a transcript of the gene RFNG, whose product is annotated as RFNG O-fucosylpeptide 3-beta-N-acetylglucosaminyltransferase. The record is from RefSeq and is a predicted model, not a curated record. The transcript has 9 exons. Gene Ontology annotation, molecular function: O-fucosylpeptide 3-beta-N-acetylglucosaminyltransferase activity. NCBI's taxonomy places the organism in Eukaryota, Metazoa, Chordata, Mammalia, Primates, Hominidae. Bases 80 to 1258 code for a protein of 392 amino acids. Gene Ontology annotation, cellular component: Golgi membrane. Gene Ontology annotation, biological process: pattern specification process.